CAGAGACUCACGUUAUUGUUACUGUUCUGAAACGCUAAAUUACACUCAGGUUGGAUUUCUUAUUUAAUAUUCUACGUCUAGUGCAGUCUUUUGCAUUCGUAGUGCAAAUUUAACAUUACUACUGCAAAGCUUUGAGCAAGUUCAAAAGAUUACUGCCACCAUGGAUCGUGUAGUUGACGAUAACGUAUUACAUACUAACCACGACAUAAUUCAGCAGUCACACGUUGCAAGAAACAUUCAGGAAGGAAGACCAUUUUGUGAAUGGUGUGGAAGAUAUGUUACGAUACAGGAAAAUACUGAAAAGACCAUGCCUUCCAAAUACAAAGAGCCUUCAUUCUUUAUCGUACAAACCUUAGAAAGGGCUGUGACAACAAUCCAUUAUGUCUCUACAGCUUUGUGCCCUGUUACUGGUUAUCAACGGACCACAAGUUUUUGCUAUACCCACCAUGUACUACAUCAGAAGGCAAUUUGAAUCCUGCGUGUUGGGGGGGGGGGAACAUUUAAAAGAUUUCACCACCCAUUCAAUACUUGGCUGGAAUACGAUGUUCAUAAUAUUAUGAAUCCAGAGAACAAGCCUGUGAGUUUUACGACAGCAAAGCAUGUUGUCAAAGAGGCAGCUGCUGGUCGUCCUUUAGCCGAGGCUUUCAUUUCCGAUUGUGAAAGAACUUGGGGGAAAGGAAAACGUGUCUCACAAAAAAGGAAGAGGUACGGUGAUGACAGUGAAGACACCAGUCCGCCUACAGUUGUUACGGCAACCAGAACAAGUUCCGUCAUCAACAUUAUUCAAAGUAGCAAGAGUGGCGAACCAAAGGGCCACAGCAGCGCAAACAGUAUAGAAUUUCAAUAUUUGUCGGAUGAUGACGUGCCUCCAUCUUCACAAACAACGCUGGCCGAAAAACUUCAGUGGAAGGCAGUUCCUCGCGGCGACGAUAGACGGCCUGGUCUCUCAAUAUUUAUGAACCUCAUUUCAGUUCUAGGAGUCGUUGCGAACGCAAAGGCGCGACAAAAAAACGAAGAAAAUAUUGAGAUUGACUGUUUAUUGGAACAGAUAAAGACGUGCAGAAAGAAAAGUGGAGAAAAAUACCGCGAAGAAAGAAGCAUAACACCCGUUGAAGCUCAGGCAGCUAGGUGUUCGCGCAACCAGCCAACUUUUGAAGCGCCAGUACCUAGUACUAUUUACGAGGCCGAACUGCAGUCCAAAAUUGCUGCCUGGAAAAGAACAUAAGAGAUUUCAAAAAACCCAUCGAAUAAGUUACAAAUUUCUUGUCUAAAUGUCUUAAAUGAUGUUUUUUUUUCUGUGUCCUCGCCAUGCCGUGUUGGCCACAUUGCGCCUUUCUAGUCUUUGUGCCGUGUUGGUAUGUUGCCAGGACGAACUGGAUUUAUCAGUGACUU
Molecule: messenger RNA, 1392 nt
Organism: Daphnia carinata
Lineage: Eukaryota; Metazoa; Arthropoda; Branchiopoda; Diplostraca; Daphniidae
Exons: 6
Coding region: 557-1225 (222 amino acids)
Source: RefSeq, a predicted model, not a curated record